Molecule: messenger RNA, 1533 nt
Organism: Lineus longissimus
Lineage: Eukaryota; Metazoa; Nemertea; Pilidiophora; Heteronemertea; Lineidae
Product: putative mediator of RNA polymerase II transcription subunit 26
Exons: 1
Coding region: 1-1533 (510 amino acids)
Source: RefSeq, a predicted model, not a curated record
AUGACGAACCACACGUUCCUCAAGCUCUUUCAUCAACCGCAGACAAUGAUCCAACAAGAACAUGAGAUGGCUAUGAGAUCACAUCUCUUUCAUCAACUGCAAGCAAUGAUCCAACAAGAACAUGAGAAGUCUAAGAGAGGACAUCUCUUUCAUCAACUGCAAGCAAUGAUCCAACAAGAACAUGAGAUGGCUAUGAGAGCACAUCUCUUUCAUCAACUGCAAGCAAUGAUCCAACAAGAACAUGAGAAGUCUAAGAGAGGACAUCUCUUUCAUCAACUGCAAGCAAUGAUCCAACAAGAACAUGAGAUGGCUAUGAGAGCACAUCUCUUUCAUCAACUGCAACCAAUGAUCCAACAAGAACAUGAGAAGUCUAAGAGAGGACAUCUCUUUCAUCAACUGCAAGCAAUGAUCCAACAAGAACAUGAGAAGUCUAAGGGAGGACAUCAACUGCAACCAAUGAUCCAACAAGAACAUCUCUUUCAUCAACUGCAACCAAUGAUCCAACAAGAACAUGAGAUGGCUAUGAGAGCACAUCUCUUUCAUCAACUGCAAGCAAUGAUCCAACAAGAACAUGAGAUGGCUAUGAGAGCACAUCUCUUUCAUCAACUGCAAGCAAUGAUCCAACAAGAACAUGAGAAGUUUAAGAGAGGACAUCUCUUUCAUCAACUGCAAGCAUUGAUCCAACAAGAACAUGAGAAGUCUAAGAGAGGACAUCGCUUUCAUCAACUGCAAGCAAUGAUCCAACAAGAACAUGAGAUGGCUAUGAGAUCACAUCUCUUUCAUCAACUGCAAGCAAUGAUCCAACAAGAACAUGAGAAGUCUAAGAGAGGACAUCGCUUUCAUCAACUGCAAGCAAUGAUCCAACAAGAACAUGAGAUGGCUAUGAGAUCACAUCUCUUUCAUCAACUGCAAGCAAUGAUCCAACAAGAACAUGAGAAGUCUAAGGGAUCACAUAUCUUUCAUCAACUGCAAGCAUUGAUCCAACAAGAACAUGAGAAGUCUAAGAGAGGACAUCGCUUUCAUCAACUGCAAGCAAUGAUCCACCAAGAACAUGAGAUGGCUAUGAGAUCACAUCUCUUUCAUCAACUGCAAGCAAUGAUCCAACAAGAACAUGAGAAGUUUAAGAGAGGACAUCUCUUUCAUCAACUGCAAGCAUUGAUCCAACAAGAACAUGAGAUGGCUAUGAGAUCACAUCUCUUUCAUCAACUGCAAGCAUUGAUCCACCAAGAACAUGAGAAGUCUAAGAGAGGACAUCGCUUUCAUCAACUGCAAGCAAUGAUCCAACAAGAACAUGAGAUGGCUAUGAGAUCACAUCUCUUUCAUCAACUGCAAGCAAUGAUCCAACAAGAACAUGAGAAGUUUAAGAGAGGACAUCUCUUUCAUCAACUGCAAGCAUUGAUCCAACAAGAACAUGAGAUGGCUAUGAGAUCACAUCUCUUUCAUCAACUGCAAGCAUUGAUCCAACAAGAACAUGAGAACUUUAAGGUAUCACAUACAAUACAAAAUAGUAUUAUAUUCCAGCUACCCCUCUGA